Bombus pascuorum is the source of this 4442-nucleotide messenger RNA. Its product is annotated as unconventional myosin-Ie-like. Gene Ontology annotation, molecular function: microfilament motor activity; actin filament binding; ATP binding. The transcript has 22 exons. Bases 650 to 4210 code for a protein of 1186 amino acids. Gene Ontology annotation, cellular component: myosin complex; plasma membrane; cytoplasm. The record is from RefSeq and is a predicted model, not a curated record. Lineage: Eukaryota; Metazoa; Arthropoda; Insecta; Hymenoptera; Apidae. Gene Ontology annotation, biological process: actin filament organization; vesicle transport along actin filament.
GCAGUUCUGUGACAGGCGCACUGACUCACCGGCUCUCCAGCUAGUAUUUGUCAGACCGUGAUACGAUCGGGUCUGUUUCGCGAUUGUAAACUUUAAAUGUUGAAAUUUAUGUCUCGUGAUGAUCUAUUGUGGUAUUUGUGCUUGUAUUUGUAUAAUAUGAUGCUAGUGAAAUUAUUUAUUGUAUUUAUGUGAGUGCUUCUUUUGUAUAUUUUCUUAUAUCCAAAUAGUUGUAAAGAAGAAACAAGCAGGUGUUUAUCAUUUACCAAGCGCGCUUCACAUGCAAUGUUUAAAACGAUGACGAAUCAUAAUUCUUGAAGAAAUAUUAACAACAUUGAAAGACCGGUUAUCUGUGUUUAGCACGGUAUAAUUUGUUACCUUGAACUCAAUAAAUUGGACGAGGUGGAAUAUGCCUUGAAAGAAAUAAUUGUCGCUUAACGUUACUUUGCUAUGUAAGAAUAGAUGCAGUUCGUUCGUCCUUUAUUAUACGCGGUUACUGGAAUAUUCUCCCGAAAGAUAUCUUCGAUAAAAACACUUUUAAUAAAUUUUGUUCUGACAGAAAGAAAAGGAGAACAAUUGUGUAUAUAUUUAUAUAGAAAAGGCAGGUCUCAUCGAUUCCAACGACUUUGAUAUACAUACGUAUGUUAUCAAGAUGUAUCAUUGGCAGAGUCAAAAUGUUAAAGUUUCCGGAGUGGAUGAUAUGGUUUUGCUCCCGAAAAUUACCGAGGAUGCUAUUACCGAAAAUCUUCGAAAAAGAUACAUGGAUGACUAUAUAUUUACAUGUAUUGGUCCUGUAUUAGUAUCGAUUAAUCCUUUUAAGCAAAUGCCAUAUUUUGGAGAUAAGGAAAUAGAAAUUUACCAGGGUGCGGUACCGUAUGAAAAUCCUCCACAUAUUUAUGGAUUAGCAGACAAUAUGUACAGAAAUAUGUUAAUCGAUAAGGAAAAUCAAUGUGUUAUCAUCAGUGGAGAAUCAGGUGCUGGUAAAACAGUUUCAGCAAAAUACAUUAUGUCAUACAUCGCGAAGAUUAGUGGUGGUGGUACACACGUGCAAAAAGUAAAAAACGUCAUUUUGGAAUCUAAUCCUCUUUUAGAAGCUUUUGGCAAUGCGAAAACUGUGCGGAACAAUAACAGUAGCAGAUUUGGGAAAUAUGUAGAAAUGCAAUUCGGUCCUAGUGGCCAACCAAGCGGGGGAAAGAUUUCGAACUUUUUGUUAGAAAAAUCGAGAGUCACUUGUUAUAAUAUCGAUGAAAGAAAUUUUCAUGUAUUUUAUCAACUUGUAACAGGUGCAAACCAGCAAAUGAAAUCUGAACUUGGAUUGGUGGAUGUUGAUUAUUACCACUACCUCAAUUAUGGCGAAGGGCAUAAAGUCGAUGACGUAAACGACGUUCAUGAUUUUGAAGCAACUUUAAAAGCAUUGAACAUAAUGGCGAUAGGCGAUUCCGAAGUAACUGAUAUUUUCAGACUCGUUGCGGGAAUACUUCACAUAGGAAAUAUUCAAUUCGUCGAGAACGGAAAUUAUUCACAAAUCGCUGAUAAACGAUAUCUUGAUUUUCCAUCCCAUUUGCUGGAGAUUUCAGUAAAGCAGCUAUCUCAAAAAUUGAUAUCACGUCAAUUUGAAUCCAAAUGGGGAAGUCAAUCUGAGAGCGUUGAUGUUACAUUAAACGUAGAACAAGCUGUCUAUACUCGGGAUGCAUUGGCGAAGGAUAUCUAUGCUAGACUCUUUGAUUAUCUGGUUAAAAAAAUUAAUUCAGCUAUGGAAACCAAUACCGAGGGUCUUGAAAUUGGAAUUUUGGAUAUUUACGGAUUUGAGAUUUUUGAAAAAAAUGGUUUCGAACAAUUUUGUAUAAAUUUUGUGAAUGAGAAACUGCAACAGAUCUUCAUAGAGCUCACUCUAAAGGCAGAACAAGAAGAAUACGUAUCGGAAAAUAUACAAUGGACUCCGAUAGAGUAUUUUAACAAUGCGGUUGUCGUCGAGCUUUUGGAAGGUAAACGUCCACCGGGUCUCUUCUUAGUACUUGACGAUGUUUGCGCUACUCUUCACGGUGGUAGCGCUGGCGCGGAUGCAGACUUGCAAAAGAAACUUGCAAUUGCGUCCAACAAGCACGAACAUUUUCAAAGCACGCAAGACGGAUUUGCUAUUAUGCAUUAUGCCGGUAUAGUUUCGUAUUCGGUUGAUGGAUUCUGCGAUAAAAAUCGCGAUGUACUUUUCUUAGACCUUGUGGAACUAAUGCAAACAAGUACGAAUUCUUUGAUCCAGAAAUUGUAUCCGCCAGAAUGUCAAACAAAUAAAAUAAAAACGCUUAGAUCCAGACCCACCACUGCGGGUAACAAGAUUAGAAAUCAAGCAAGUCGAUUGGUCAAUCAAUUGAUGAAAUGUACACCACAUUAUAUCAGAUGCAUUAAACCAAACGAGACAAAAAGACCACGAGAUUGGGAUUCGGUUAGAAUAAAGCACCAAGUGGAAUAUUUAGGUCUAAAAGAAAAUAUUAGAGUACGUAGGGCUGGUUUUGCAUAUAGAAGACCGUUCGCCAAAUUUUUACGAAGAUAUGGAAUUCUCACGAAAGAAACUUGGCCACGUUGGUCUGGUAAUGAAAAGCAGGGAGUCGAAUGGAUAUUAAAAAGCCUCGAUAUUAAUCGAUCGCAGUAUCAACUUGGAAAAACAAAACUAUUUAUAAAAGCUCCCGAAAGUCUUUUUACGUUAGAGGAAGCAAGAGAUCGGAAAUAUAACAUGUACGCUAGAGUAAUUCAAAAAGCAUUCAAAAAGUACUUUGCUCGAAAGAGGCAAGAACAAGAAAGACAAGAAGCAGCUGAUUUGUUGUUUGGUCGGAAAGAACGUAGACGAGCUAGCUUAAACAGACAUUUCAUGGGUGAUUACAUCGGAUUGGACGACAAACCUCAAAUAUUAAAUUUAAUUGGAAGAAGAGAGAAAAUUUUUUUUGCUGAAGUUGUGAAAAAGUAUGACAGGAGAUUCAAGACGAGUAGAAUAAAUUUUAUUCUAACCAACAAAUACUUAUACCUUAUCGGUCAAGAGCAAAUCAAGAAGGGCCCAGAGAAAGGCAAAUUGGUAGAAAUUAUAAAACGGAAAUUACCAUUCAAUCAGAUUAGUUAUGUAUCAUUAAGUAAACUUCAAGAUGGUUUUCUCAUUAUUCAUGUGAAAGAAGAUUACGAUAGCUUAUUAGAGUUGAUAUUUAAAACAGAAUUUUUGAUUAAUCUUAGCAAGAGAUACGUCGAGGAAACUGGUCAUAUUCUAAAUAUAAAAUUUAGUAACAAUUUAGAAUAUAAGGUUAAAAAGGAAGGAUGGGGAAGUGCAGGUACAAGAGAAAUACAUUUUAUACAAAUGGAAUAUAGGAACAAAGAAAUUUUGAAAACAAGUGGAAAAAUUCUAAACGUUUGGAUUGGACCAGGAUUGCCAUGCACCACUAAUCUAAAUAUUACUAAAGCAACGACGUCGACGAAGCAACAAUACAACACGUUGAAAAAUAGUCAUCCUUUUUCAACAGUUAGUUUGCAAUCAGGCCAAAACAGAUCAAUUCAGAAAACUACUCGAUCUGUAAUUACAGAACAAAAUCAAAUUUUGGAUCGUAAACUGAAUAACGUAUCACCUCCGAAUACGAACGUGUCCGGAGAGCCUACUUUUCAAAUACCUGUGAAAAAGAUAUCAACAGUUAAUACUUCGAAUACUUUACAUACAUCCACGGAAACAAAAGAGAAAAAGCAGAUAACAAAGCAACCGAGAAAGAUACAAAAUAAUGGUGUGCCUCUGAUGGGCAUGUAUACUAAUCCAAACGACGUACCCCGUGCAGGUUUACUGAAAUUUCCGCCGCCUCCUUCCGAACCACCGCCACCACAAACACCACUUGCUCAUCCAGGAUUUCGACUUCCGCCGAUUGAUAGUGACGAUCGUAUGAAUAAUAUUAAAGACAUAAAACAUAACAAAGGGAUGCAAACAGUUAUUGGGCAAGUAGUAAAUAAAACUGGAGAUAACAAGUCUCGUGUUGUCCCGCCUAAUAAACCACGUCCGCAAAAACCAGCAGUGCCUAAGUUACCUAAAGCUAGAGCUUUGUACGAUUACAAUCCUCAAGAUCACGAUGAGAUAGGACUCAAAGAAGGUGACAUUGUUGAGAUACUUAAAGAACACGAAGGUGGUUGGUGGUACGGUAGGUUAAAAGGAAAGAAAGGGCUGUUUCCAUCAAACUACGUUGUCAAGAUAUAAAGUACUUUGUUGUAUAUUUUCAGAAUAAUCGUUAUAACGUUAUCGUAAUAAUUUAAAAGGAUAUUAUUUAUAUAGUUAAAAUAUAGUAGCUAUUUUUCACAACCAAAUGAAAUGUAUUUGUAAGAAAUUUAAUAGGUUAAUUUUUUGUUGUUAAAAUUAAUAUAUUUUUUAUGCGAUAUAUUCUACGCUACAACGAAAGCUAACCAAAUAUUAGAAAAGAAAACAAUUUAUA